AUGCAAAGACCUUAUAACUAUCAUAGAAUGAAUUUGUGACUGAUUAUAUCAUAUCUGGCUAUUUUAUGAAGCUUUAUAUUGUCAACUUUGUAUUGAAUCAUAAAAUUUGACUCAAUAAUACUCUGGCUAGCUCUUCAACACUCAGGAUUCUUCAUAUUUAUAGCUGUAGGCAUAGCGAUUCAAUGCAAAUGAUGCCCAAGCCUGCUAUAUACAGAAAAACCAGUAGAUAUUGCAGUUUUUUUCAAAUUUUCAUUGGGAAGCAAGAUAGCUGCUACAGAAAUUAAUCAAAUGAAAAGAACCCUGAUGGAGGUUAACAGCUCAUCAAAAAUGAGAACUUCAAUUAUUGAUUCCCCCUCAAUUAUUUAUAACUCCAAGGCAGAUAUGAUAUCAGAAUAA
Blepharisma stoltei is the source of this 396-nucleotide messenger RNA. Lineage: Eukaryota; Ciliophora; Heterotrichea; Heterotrichida; Blepharismidae. The record is from the annotation of a GenBank genome assembly.